GUGCAGGUUAUGACAUCCUAUCUUUGUUCCUUACUUAUUACUACCUCGAGGCAAUCUCCGCCGGCACCGCAAGCGUGCAUACGCAGCAAGAGAUUCUCGUGACUGUCCGUAGGCUUCUAGCUGCCCGUGACAAAGACGGAGGGCCCUGGGCGGCGGUCAGCCACCUACCUGCUUGUAUUAGAACACCUCUAUCCACCCGCUGAACUCCAGAGCACACUACCACGACCAAGUAACGACGUCCUAUAUGACUAAAAUCUUCUAUAUAUUCGCUCUGGGGUCGAUACCGGUGUCUCUGGCACGGACGUUCACGGUAGCAAACAAUUGCUCGUACACCGUAUGGCCAGCUAUAUUCACCGGCUCUUCCGGAGCUGCGCCAGACCAACCGACUGGGUGGGAGGCUCAACCUCAUACUUCCGUGAGCUUUUCGGUGCCCAACGACUGGGAUUCCGGACGUAUCUGGGGCAGGCUCGCGUGCGACUUCAGUAACAGCAGCACCGGCCAGACCUGCCUUUCCGGCUCAUGCAGUGGAGGAUUGAAAUGUACUGCUCCGGGCAACACCCCCGCGAGUCUGGCUGAAUGGACCUUGAGUGCAGGUAGCUCGGACUUUUAUGACGUCUCUCUCGUUGAUGGGUUCAACGUGCCCCUCGCGAUCACCAACAACGUCGGCUGUUCGGUGGCUAGCUGUCCAGUAGAUCUCGACGCAAUUUGCCCCAACUCCCUAAAGGGACCAACGAAUUCUUCGGGCACGGUCCUCGGCUGCAUGAGUGCUUGCGACGCUAACCUCAGUGGGAACCCAAGCGACUCGCCCAAUUGCUGUUCUGGGAGCUAUGGCACCGCCGCAACCUGUCCACCAUCCGGGGUCGACUACUACAGUUUCUUCAAGAGUAACUGUCCCGAUGCGUACGCGUAUGCCUACGACGAGUCGAGCGGGUCCGCUUUGUGGACGUGCGAUGCAUCGAAGAACGCUGAUUACACGCUGACGUUCUGCCCAGCGAGCGACGUCUCGAACAGUACGACGUCCGGGUCCGGUUCUGCUGGCUCAGGUGCAUCCGCGACGGGAACGUCGGGAGCCGCGGGCGCGACUGCGUCGCCCACCGCAGCCCAGUUGGCUCCAGCGAAGUGCAGCUUGAGGCCGACGGGAGCUGCCCAGCAGCCUAUUUAUAUCAGCACGUUCCGUAGCGUCAUGCGGAAGGUGCUGAGUGCGUUCUAGACCCGCGCAUUCGAUAUAUAUUAUCAUAUAGCUCGAGGAACGGAUGUAAUGAUACGCAGAUCUGUAUGAACAGCUGUAU
This is a messenger RNA of Fomitopsis serialis, 1289 nucleotides long. RefSeq names its product thaumatin family-domain-containing protein. Gene Ontology annotation, biological process: defense response. The transcript is spliced from 11 exons. Gene Ontology annotation, cellular component: extracellular region. NCBI's taxonomy places the organism in Eukaryota, Fungi, Basidiomycota, Agaricomycetes, Polyporales, Fomitopsidaceae. The record is from RefSeq and is a predicted model, not a curated record. Bases 245 to 1210 code for a protein of 321 amino acids.